Molecule: messenger RNA, 1495 nt
Organism: Momordica charantia (bitter melon)
Lineage: Eukaryota; Viridiplantae; Streptophyta; Magnoliopsida; Cucurbitales; Cucurbitaceae
Source: RefSeq, a predicted model, not a curated record
AAUCGAUUAAAGCUUCCAUCAGCUUCUCCAAAAUCAUGGCGAAUGGCGGAUGGAAUUUUUGGAAAUUGAAUUUGACCCAUUGAUGCCAACUGGGUCUGCAGCACCACAAUCAAGGGAAUUGGCUGAAGAGCCAGAGCGUGGCGUUUUCCGCAUGAGAAGCAGAAGGUAUGGGAAUGGAGAUGGCGACUGGAAGCAGCAAUCUCUAUGCCAGUUAAGCAUAUCCCCUGCUCUCCCACCCAUCUCUGCAAAUCUCAAUCCCUUAAAUUCAGAACAUUCCUCAUGGAAUUGCAAUUGCCCUCCAUUAAUCUCCAUUCCCGAUUGCUUCUCUUGCUUCUCCCUCUGAUUUUUCAGCUCUUCUCUUGGGUUCGAUCGAAUGCGUCGGCUUUAGGAAUCGAUCGGAAUUGAGGGUUGUUUCUCAUUUUUGUUUUUUCGUAUCGUCGAAUCCAGAUUCUGGAAUUUGUGGAACCUUCUGAUUCGUUGGUGCUGGAGAUCUCUACUGAUAUUUGGUUUGUGGCGUGGAAUGAGGGCUUGUUUGAUUUGGGAUUUUUGCUUUGGGACCGAGGUUUAGGGUUUUUGGCAGAUCGUGAUCAUCAUCCUCUCCUUGUCAACUCGUACAUUGGAUCAGGGGCGGAGGAAUUUUGAUUGCUGGGUUUGUGAAGAUCAAAUCAAUGGGAUCAUCUGGGUUUCUGUUGAUCUGUAUGCUUCAUUCUCUGAUUGCUCUAACUUGUGGGGCCUUGAUGAUGUUUUACUCCCACGAGGUGUUUGUGUUUGGCCAUGGCUCUGAGACUGCUAUUAAGUUGCAGGGAUCUAGCCCCCAUGAUCAGCUUCUGAUACAAACAUCUGAUUCCUUCUCUGGUUUGCUUCUCUUUACUGUUGGAUUCCUUUUGUUCAUGGUGGCUUUUGUCAAAGACAGAGAGUUCCAAACCUUUUUUGCCAAAGGGUGCGUGUUGCUUCACCUAGCCAUGGCCAUAUGGAGAGUUUACUUUGAAAGGAAGCUCGAGGAUCUCGCUCGAGAUUGGCCUCGGCAGGUCGUCGGGGAUAUCACAUUGGCAUUGUCAUGGGUUUUCUUUCUUGUGUAUUCAUGGAGAGAAAAGUAUGAUUAACUUCAGGAAAAGGAGCAUCCAAAAUCCCUUUUGGUGGGUAAAAGACAAUAUGUUUUUUUUUUUUUGGCUGACUGUACUAUAACGCUUUCCUCCACAAGUUCGGUUCAUUGGUCAAAAGGACGACUGACUUUGAAGUUAAAGAUUCAAAUUAUGGUAACUAUAUUUAUCUAGAAUGGUAAAACAUUCUAUUAAUUUUCAAAUGGGAGCAUUUGUCGAAUAAAAUUACUCGAACUAUACGUGAGCUAGGCCUAACAUUUGCGGGAACUUGGGAAGAACACAGUACCUUGAGACUUCAAAUAUGUUGUUAGCUUGGAAGCAAUGCUUUUGAUUUGGACUCCUUAUGUGGCCUUGAAUGAUUGAUGUGAAUACAAAAUUUCCUUUUGUUAAAUUGA